AUGUCAUUACUUGAUCAAGAUUAUUAUCUCUCUGCACUGCCAGAAGAUAAAAGAGCGGAACUGGUCACCUUACAACUGACAAUACCUUUGAAAAGUGGAGAUGAAGUUGUCACGAUUGAUUUCAACGAGGAUGUUGAUGUUUCUCAACUAUGCGUCCUAUUGGAAAGUGAGAACGCCAGACCAGACCUGUGGUUGAGUGCCGCUAAAGUAUUUGUGAGCAAGGGGAAUAUUGCUGGAAGCCAGGAGAUUAUUAGGAAAGCUCUACAAUCGAACGUGAUAUUAGACUCCUCCGCUAGUGUCACUUCGCUGUUUCAUAACUUUUCAUUUUGGUUAUCCUUGAUGGAGUAUGUGUCCACAAACUCUCGAGAGGACCAGUUUUUAGAGUAUGCAUCGAACUCUCUGCAAGCGUCAAACAGUUUGGACUCUGGAUUGAUCCUGAACGGAAUUGGAAAUGGUGUACUAUAUGCAAAAAGUCGUCGGUAUGACGAAGCCUUGAAAGAAUUUGAUAACUUGUUGAAAAAGAAGUCAACAAAUAUUUUAGCAAUUUUAGGAAAGGCUCAGAUCCUCUACAAGAGGCAAAAGUAUUCUCAGGCUUUGGAACUGUACCAAAAGGCAUUGACUAUUAACCCGUUGAUUGUACCGGAUCCAAGAUUGGGUAUUGGCCUAUGCUUUUGGCAUCUUAACAAUAAGCAACUAGCAGAGCAGGCCUGGCAUAAUUCCCUAAAGGUUCAUCCCCAGAACAAUUUGAAUACUAAGAUUUUAAUCUGCCUUGCCAAGUUUGACUAUUGUUUUAAUGAAUCAAAAGAUGAUGACGAAUUCACUGCUCUUUACCGAGAAUCCUUGGAAUUUCUUCACUCAUGUCUAAAAGAAGACGCUAAGCAUCCUCUUUUGCUGAUGGUUCUGGCUUCUUACUACUUUUCUAAAGAGGACUACGAGAAAGUAGAAAAACUUUGUAACUUGGUGCUGAAAGAAAAUUCAAGGAAUGCAGCUUUUGUCAGUGCAUCUCACUUCUGGUUAGCACGUGUAGCAUAUCAUAAAGAAGACUAUGUGCAAGCACAGAAACAGUUUAAGCAGGCUGAAGAUAGUCAAAAUUCAAAUACCCUUGCAAAAUUGGGUUACGCACAAUGUCUCAUUGCAAGAAAUGAAGUUGGUGAUGCUACAAUCUAUUUAGAAAAGUUUUUCAAGGAGAAUCAAGAUUCGAAAUCAAGUGAGAUGAUGUUACUAUUGGGAAUUAUAUACUCUCAAUCUGGCAAAUCAUACUACAAAGCGAUUAUAUUUUUGGAGAAAUAUGUUGCUGUUUGUCAAGAAGAAAAUUAUCCAAUACUUCCCGAAGCUUACCUCGUACUCUCCCGAGUGUAUGAGAAUAAGGAUUUGAAUGUGGCGUUAGAUUAUCUGAUGAAAGCUAAUGAUAUUCUAGGUGAUAAGGCUAAUGUUUAUGUGUUAAACAACCUUGGGAUCUAUCAUUUUUUCAGAAAUAACGUAUCUCAAUCUUCUGACUUUUUUGCACAAUCGUUAGAAGCUUUGAAUAAUGUUUCACCCCAAAAUAAAGAAGCUUUGUCUAUCACCUUACACUAUAACAAGGCAAGAGUUGAGGAGGUGUCUAACCAAUCUGAAGCAGAGAAGCUGUAUUCCAAAUUAAUGGAGAAAUGUCCAGGAUACACUAGCAAUAAAAUAAGAUACAUCUAUCUCCUGGCUUUAAAGAGUAAUGGUAAUAAUUACGCUGAUGUUCAACAAUUGCUUGAUGAUUUUCCUUCGGACCUGGAGGUUCGAUCAUUUUAUGGCUGGUUUUUAAAGAGAUACGGGCGCAAGAACGGACUUAAACAAGACCUAGAGAGUCAACAUCACAAAGACACUUUGAUCAACUAUGACAAGCAUGACUGCUAUGCGCUUUUGUCCCUGGGUAAUAUUUACGCAACAAUUGCCCGGGAGAUGAAAGUGACAGACCAAAAACAAAAUGAGAUAAAGAGACAACAAUAUCUUAGAGCAGCACAGUUCUAUCAUAAAGUUUUGAGUAUCGAUCCAAAGAAUAUAUACGCCGCUCAGGGUAUUGCCAUCAUCUUUAGUGAUAAGGAGAGAACUGGACUAGCUUUGGAGAUUUUCAAAAAAGUUAGAGAUACAGUUCAAGAUCUCGGAACUUUUAUUAACUUAGGUCACUGUUUCAUGGAAGCUAAACAAUUUGGGAAAGCUAUUGAAAGUUAUACUAUUGCGUUGGAAAAGUUCAGCAAUGGAAUGGACAGCAAAUUGCUUGUACUGAUUGGCAGGGCGUGGUACCACAGGGGAUUCUACGAGAAAUCAAUGGAUGCUUAUAAAAAGGCCUUAGAAGUCAGUGAACAGGCUUAUCAAUUGUCGAAGCUUCCAGCUCUGCGUUUCAACAUUGUGUUCAUCCAAUUCCAGAUCGCUGACUUCGUGAAGUCACUACCAAAUACCCAGCGAGAUCUCACUACUUUGGAAAAUGCUCUUUCUGGACUAAAUGACGCCAUAAAGUCUUUGCUCAAGUUGGCAGAGUUAGAGCAACCACCUUACCCUUCAGAAGAUCUAAAAGCGCGUGCUACGAUGGGUAGUAAUACCCUGAGGAAUCAAUUAGAGAGAGCUAUUCAAGAUCAGCAAGAUUAUGAAAUGUCUAUCCAAGAGAAACUUCGUACCGCUAGGAGAAAACAGCAGCUUGACGAGGAGAAGAGGCUUGAGCAAGAGCAAAGGAGGCUCGAAGAAGCCAGAAAGCGACAAGAGGCAGAGCUUAUUAAACGUCAAGAAUUGAUCAAACAAGCAGAGGAAUGGAACAAAAUGGAUAUUGACGCCGCUAAGGACAAUAAUGAUGUCUUAAGUGAAGAUGGAGGGGAAGGCGAAAAAAAGACAACCAAGAAAAGAAAAAGAAAGCAGAAAGUAAGUGAAGAUAUCGCUCCAGAUCUUGAUCGAAUAAAUGAAGAGAAUGGAAACACAGAGGAUUAUGAUCCUAUAUUGGACAAUGAAGAGGAAGAAAACUACGAUGAGAAGGACUCAGAGAAUAAAGAAAAUGGUCAAAAUGGGCAAAACGAAGAGGUGUAUCCUGAAAGUGAGGGAGAUGAUGAAGAUGAUGUAACCAAUACGAAAAGACAGAAGAGGUCUAAGGGAAUUGUUGACGAAGAAGAUUCUGAGUGA
Komagataella phaffii GS115 is the source of this 3135-nucleotide messenger RNA. RefSeq names its product Component of the Paf1p complex. Gene Ontology annotation, biological process: regulation of DNA-templated transcription. The transcript has a single exon. The coding region runs from base 1 to 3135 and encodes 1044 amino acids. NCBI's taxonomy places the organism in Eukaryota, Fungi, Ascomycota, Pichiomycetes, Pichiales, Pichiaceae. Gene Ontology annotation, molecular function: RNA polymerase II complex binding. Gene Ontology annotation, cellular component: Cdc73/Paf1 complex. The record is from RefSeq and is a predicted model, not a curated record.